Messenger RNA from Lucilia cuprina (Australian sheep blowfly), 2079 nucleotides. RefSeq lists its product as uncharacterized. Gene Ontology annotation, molecular function: RNA polymerase II transcription regulatory region sequence-specific DNA binding; DNA-binding transcription factor activity, RNA polymerase II-specific. The transcript has 3 exons. Gene Ontology annotation, biological process: regulation of transcription by RNA polymerase II. NCBI's taxonomy places the organism in Eukaryota, Metazoa, Arthropoda, Insecta, Diptera, Calliphoridae. The coding region runs from base 245 to 1723 and encodes 492 amino acids. Gene Ontology annotation, cellular component: nucleus. The record is from RefSeq and is a predicted model, not a curated record.
GAUCAUUUCAAAACAUUUUAUGUAUUGAUAAAAAAUAAGAUUUCAAAACAAAUGUUUGCAGGGUACAAUUGAUAGUUAACAUAAAUAUGUUAAUAACUUUAAAAACAGACAGAAAUAAUAAGAAUUCUGUUGAUACUCAACAUUUUCUGUUAAAUAAUCUAUUAUUUUAACUAUUAACAUUACCCAGUAGUUUAGAACACAGAGGAAAUAAACUUAUAAAUGGGUAUUCCGAUUUUAUUAAAUCAUGAUGCGAAAAAACAAGAAUUGCUCGAAAACUACAAAAGAAUCCAUUAAAAAGUCAUAUAAUAUUGACAUAAAAAACUUACAAUUGACCAAAUUACUAAUGAGUCCAUCAAUAGAAAUACCCAUUCAAAACAUAAUCAAUACAAGUAAUAAAAUAAACAUUAAUGAAAAUGUUGUUAAAAAUAUACAAACCAAAUUGGAAUCGAAUGGUUUUACUAUCAAACGUAUAAAAGUUCCACCCACAACAACCGAUAUUAAACUAGACGCAACCAGUGUAUCAAUAGAUUUAACCGAUACUGCUGAAGAAACAAGUACCAAUAUUGUAACUUGUAAUUAUUGUAAACAGAAAUUUUCCAAUUUGAAAAUAUUAGCACAACAUCAAUUAAUACAUUUAAAAGUAAGAGUAAAUAAAGUUUUCCAAAAACGUUUAUUACCCAAGCAAUCAAGGCGUGGUCGUCUAAUUACCAUCAACGAUAACAAAUGUAUACGUUGUCUUAAUUGUUGGCGUAUAUUUAAAGAUAAUAAGGAGAUUUUGCAGCACUGGUCUGGCGGUGAAUGUGAAUUCUAUUGUUUGGUAUGCAGCAAAGAGUAUCCACAUUCGCCGAAAAUGUUAAGAGAACAUGUAACCACAGUUCAUGGUAUAAGUUAUCGCAGUGUUGCACGUGGGUAUAUGGCUUGUCAAACGGCUUCCAUUAAGCCUGUGGAAUUUCCCAUACCAAUAUUUAAAUAUACCACCGCAAAACAAAAAAGUAGAACUUAUAAAAAGCCUCCACCAAAACAAUUUCUUUUACAGUCAUGCACAAAAAAUGAUGACGGUACUAUUACAUGCAAAAUUUGCCACAAAGUUUUCGAUAACUUUAGAUCCAGUAAUUCUCACAUGCGCAAACAUAAACCGCCCAUUCGUUAUGGUGAACCUAUUAUUGCACUAACUACACCUAUGGACAGUUAUAAUACACGAGAUGAAUACAUGACUCAGCCUUCUACUAGUCAUUUUCGUUAUGUCAACUCUAAUACACCGUCUUCAGCAACAACAAAUUUUUUACAUAUGAAACUUCCUAGGCCGGCUUAUCGUGUCAUUAUGAAAAAUGGUCCUCUACGUGGCAUUAAAACGAAAAUUGUACAAAAACGUCAUGAUUUUCUAACAAAUUAUCCAAACAAUGACCGCCAAUCAAGUCAGAGAUCUAUGACCUCAACAUCUGAUCCAAAUGAAGAUGACAAUAUGAUUGUUCCCGAAGUAAUAAUGCCCGCCUUUAAGUCCGAACAUAUUACGGAAAAUUACAAUCAUAAUACAAAUCUUGAUGAUUUACAAUAUAAUGACUAUACGAAUUCACCUUUGGUGCCAACAAUAAAAUCAGAGCCUAUGGAUAAUUCGGAACUUGCUGAGACACAAGAACCUCGCCAGUGUUUUAUAUGUAAUGAAAAUUUUUCCAACACUCGAGAAUAUGAAUUACAUGCGAUGUUUGUUCAUAAUAUAAAUUAAUUUUAAUUUGCGCUAUACAUUUUUAUUAGAGUCAUCAUUUAAAAUGAUUUUUUAUAAACAAAACUCAUGUUAAUGCAUAGAACUUAUUAUGUAAUUUAAAUUUAAAUUUUUUUUGCAAUUUCAUAAAUAUAUAAAGCAAUAAGCUUGAGAUUUUCCUAUUCAUACCAUAGUAUUUAAAAUUGCAUUUAGUAUUAUUUAUAAUUUUACUUUCAUACAUAUUUACAUAAAAUUCAUCAUUAAAUAGUAUUUAAUAAAUACAUUUGAAUUAGAUUUUAAAUAUUAGUAAUAUUUUUGUAAUUAAUAUUUAAACAUUAUUUACAUUUUACAUAAAUAAAGUGAAAUUAGAUAUCAUAAUU